AUGGAAGAGAACAAUACCUUUCAUGCUUCAGAUUCAGUUGAUAAAUCUAGGAUUGUAGAAGUGAAACCUUUGCGUAGUUUAGCUCCUGUAUUGCCGAAAAAUAUUCAAUCUUGUUUUCCUGCCAAAUAUCCAUCUGUGUUUCCUCCAUUUUAUUCAUUUCAGAAACCCCAAGAAAUUCCUCUUCCAAAAGGAGCUGAACAAGUUCCUGUGUCUGUGAAAGAAACGACUCGAGAAACUCCUGUUGCUGCUAAAGUGACUCCAAUAAGGUUCUACAAGAGUUCGCUUGACGAAGAACUGAAUCCGCAAGGGGACGGGGGUGGUAAUUCGUUUUCAGAAGGGUUGAACGGUGACGAAUGUGUUGAUGGUACACGGAAGCGAGGUACAGAGAAUAUACAGAAUUGUAAAGAGUUUCUUAAAAGGAAGAAGAAUAAGAAAACUCGGGAGGCGGCCGGUGAUGGUCAAAGUUCUAAUGUUGGUGUUAACCCAUCUCGAAAUGACGACGGUGAUUGUGAAUCUGUUAAUCAUGUGCUCAUGACAUUUGAUUCGAUUCGAAGAAGGCUAUGCCAGCUUGAAGAUUCGAAGGAACUGACCAGUUCGCUUGCUAUCAAGCGUGCGGAUCUCAGAGCAAGCAAUGCUUUGACAUGUAAAGGGGUUAAAACGAAUUUGAGGAGAAGAGCAGGAGUGGUGCCUGGGAUUGAGGUUGGCGAUAUUUUCUUUUUUCGAAUGGAAAUGUGUCUUGUGGGUUUACACGGUCAAUCGAUGGGUGGAAUUGAUUACAUGAACAUCAAGGACGGGUCUAAGGAGGAUACUGUGGCAUUAAGUGUUGUUUCGUCAGGAGUAUAUGGUGAUGAUACAGAGGAUAAUGAUGUUUUAGUUUAUAGCGGUCAAGGUGAGAAUUUCAAUAAGAAAGAUAAGCAUGUGACUGAUCAGAAGCUCCAAAGGGGUAAUCUUGCUUUGGACAGAAGUGCGCAACGGCACGACGUAGUUAGAGUCAUACGGGGAUUGAGAGAUGCUACAACUAAAAGUGCGAAAAUCUAUAUGUAUGAUGGUUUGUAUAAAAUCCAAGAUUCUUGGAUUGAAAAAGGGAAGUCUGGUGGGGGUAUAUUUAAGUAUAAGUUGGUAAGGUUGCCUGGACAAAAAAGUGCUUUUGCUACUUGGAAAUUGGCUCAAAAGUGGAAAGCAAGUUCUGCCUCAAGGAAUGGUUUUAUACUUGCUGACCUCUCCAAUGGAGUUGAAAGUAUUCCAGUAUCACUUGUUAAUGAUGUUGAUGAUGAAAAAGGUCCUGCCUUUUUCACUUAUUUCACGUCUCUCAAGAAACCGAAGCCUUUUGGUUUAGUGCAGCCUUCGUUUGGCUGCAAUUGUAACAAAGCAUGCAUCCCUGGUGAUUUGAACUGUUCUUGCAUUCAAAGAAACGAAGGUGAUUUUCCGUAUACUGCAAAUAGUAUUCUAGUGAGUCGGAAGCCGCUGAUUCAUGAAUGUGGCCCUAUGUGUCGGUGCCAUCCUAACUGCAAAAAUCGAGUAUCGCAGACUGGUUUAAAGCAACAGAUGGAAGUUUUCAAAACAAAGGAUAGGGGUUGGGGGCUUCGGACACUGGAUCCUAUUCGUGCUGGUAGCUUUAUUUGCGAGUAUGCAGGAGAAGUUAUUGACAGAGCUAAGGUAUGUCAGAAUGGUGAAGGAGAUGAUGACGAAUAUAUUUUCGACACAAGCCGUAUUUAUCAACCAUUCAAGUGGAAUCAUGAACCUGGCUUACUGGAAGUAAGUUCAAAUGUUUCGAGUGAAGAUUAUACUAUACCAUCUCCUCUCAUUAUAAGUGCCAAAAAUGUGGGAAAUGUGGGUAGAUUCAUGAACCAUAGUUGCUCCCCCAAUGUGUUUUGGCAGCCGGUCCUAUAUGCGGAAAACAAUCAAUCCUUUCUCCACAUUGCAUUUUUCGCCCUUAAACAUAUUCCUCCUAUGGCAGAGUUAACAUAUGAUUAUGGAUUUGUCCCUGCUGGUCAUGCGGAGGGUGGUAGUGCACAAAGAAGGAAAAAGAAAUGCUUGUGUGGAUCAGCAAAGUGCCGUGGUUUCUUUGGCUGA
This is a messenger RNA of Lathyrus sativus (Indian pea), 2073 nucleotides long. NCBI's taxonomy places the organism in Eukaryota, Viridiplantae, Streptophyta, Magnoliopsida, Fabales, Fabaceae. The record is from the annotation of a GenBank genome assembly.